AUGACACCACACGAUGCCUUUGUCUUCGCUGUGUACCUCUUUGCCUUCCUGGCCGGCCUCCCAGCAAACCUCUUGGCCUUUUACACCUUCAUGGCAAAAGUGCGGAAGAAGCCGGCUCCGAUAGACAUCCUUUUGUUCAACUUGACUGUGUCCGACGUCAUCCUGCUGCUCUUCCUCCCCUUCAAGAUGGCGGAGGCUGCCUCAGGCAUGACGUGGCCUCUCCCAGCCUUCCUCUGCCCGCUCACUGGCUUCUGCUACCACAGCAGUGUUUACAUCAGCUCCCUUUUCCUCACAGCCAUCAGUGUGGAACGCUAUUUGGGAGUGGCCUACCCGAUCAAGUACAAGUUGAGUCGCCGGCCAGUCUACACAAUAGUGGCCAGCUUUUUUUUCUGGUUGCUUGCCUGUUCCCACUGCAGCAUUGUCUACAUUGUGCAGUACCAUGUGCCGGACGUCAAUGAGACGGACCCCAACCCAGCUAAUGUCUCCAAAUGCUACGAGAAGUUCUCCUCCAGUCAACUCCAAGUUCUCCUCCCCGUCAGGCUGGCAGCCAGCAUUACCCUCUUCCUCAUCCCUUUCUUCGUCUCCCUCUUCUGCUAUGUCAACUUAAUCCGUAUCUUGACUUCAUUGCCCAAAAUCCAGGCUCGCAGAAGACAACGGGCCGUGGGGCUAGCAGUGGCCACGUUGCUCAAUUUUGCCAUCUGUUUCGCACCGUACAACAUCUCCCACAUUGUUAGCUUCAUUCAGAACAAGAACCCCUCCUGGAGAGUUUAUUCCUUGCUCUUCAGCACUCUCAAUGCUUCCUUAGAUCCGGCAAUCUUCUAUUUCUCUUCCACCGCCAUCCAGCAAACCUUUGCCAGCUGCUUUGCUGCUGUGGGCUGCAAGCUUCAGGCGUGGAUACCAUCCUGUUACCAGCUUUGUGGUGAGGUUGAGAGAGAGGGCAGUGGAGCCAACAAGUCCUCUUUGUCCAACAGGGAGAGUGUGAGGUAG
Pogona vitticeps (central bearded dragon) is the source of this 987-nucleotide messenger RNA. RefSeq names its product free fatty acid receptor 2-like. Gene Ontology annotation, biological process: cellular response to fatty acid; G protein-coupled receptor signaling pathway. The record is from RefSeq and is a predicted model, not a curated record. Lineage: Eukaryota; Metazoa; Chordata; Lepidosauria; Squamata; Agamidae. Gene Ontology annotation, cellular component: plasma membrane. Gene Ontology annotation, molecular function: G protein-coupled receptor activity.